Molecule: messenger RNA, 2891 nt
Organism: Elaeis guineensis (African oil palm)
Lineage: Eukaryota; Viridiplantae; Streptophyta; Magnoliopsida; Arecales; Arecaceae
Product: protein PHOX1-like
Molecular function (GO): protein binding
Source: RefSeq, a predicted model, not a curated record
GUUGGCUUGCUGAUGAUGUAUUAAAGAUUUAUACCACUGAACCCUUUCUUAUUUUGCUGAACUGUUGUAUCGAAACUUUGUGUAGUUGAUCAAUCGAUAGUGGUGGAAACAUACAAAACAAAGAAAGGGUUUUUGGUUUUAGCAAAGGGUUUUGAUUUUACUUGGUGUACUAGAGAUGGGUAAGACUGCAGGAAAGAAGAAGAAGCAGUCAGGAAGCAAAGCCAGUGACACAAACUCAAAACAUAGCCAGUCUUCUGAGCACAGCGUAAAAGUCUUUGAUGAGGACACGACAAUCUUCAUUGACAUGGCUCAGGAUAUGAAAGAGGAGGGCAACAAGCUAUUCCAAAGGAGGGACUAUGAGGGGGCCGUAUUCAAGUACGAGAAAGCCAUUAAGCUGCUUCCCAAGAGCCACAUAGAUGUUGCAUACCUCCAUAGCAACAUAGCUGCUUGUUAUAUGCAGAUAUGUCCGGCAGAGUACCACCGAGCAAUCAAUGAAUGUAAUCUGGUCCUUGAGGUCGCACCCAAGUACACCAAAGCCCUCUUGAAGAGGGCCAGAUGCUUUGAAGCUUUGAAUAGAUUGGAGUGGGCCUGUAGAGAUGUUAAUGUGGUUCUAAGUUUGGAGCCGAACAACCUCACGGCAUUGGAACUUUCUGAAAGGGUUAGAAAAACAAUGGAGGAAAAAGGCAUCAAGUUGGAUGAUAAGACAAUUAUAUCACCUCCAGAAGUUGUAACAUUGAAAGAGAAGUCAAAGAAGAAGAAGAGCCACAAGACUGUGGACAAAGUGAUCAUGGAGGAGAAGCACAGUGAUAUGAAGGAAGAACCCAUGAAGGUUGUGAAGUUAGUGUUUGGGGAGGACAUAAGAAUAGCUCAUAUAAUACCAGCAAAUUGUAGCAUGUUCCAGUUGAGGGAGAUUGUUCAGAACAGGUUUCCAAGCCCAAAGGCAUUUCUAGUUAAAUACAAGGACAAAGAAGGUGACCUCGUGACUAUUACUUCAUCAGAAGAGCUAAAGUGGGCUGAAGAAUCUGCAGAUCCACAAGGGUCAAUCAGGCUGUACAUCACUGAAGUUAAUCCUGAACAGGUGCCAUUGCUUAAGGAGGCCAAAAAUGGUUCUGCAGUGCAAAAGCUAGAUAGAAAUCUUAAUAGCAUUUCUGAAAAUGGAAGUACCGGGUAUUAUGAGGACAAGAUCUCUUCAACUUGUAUCAAUGACUGGAUUGUGCAAUUUGCUCAGUUAUUCAAGAGCCAUGUCGGUUUUGAUUCUGAUGCAUAUCUGGAUCUUCAUGAGCGUGGGAUGAAGCUGUACUCUGAGGCAAUGGAAGAAACUCUCACAAGUGAAGAAGCCCAGGAAAUCUUUGAACUUGCUGAGGAAAAGUUUCAGGAGAAUGGAGCUCUCGCCUUGUUUAAUUGGGGCAAUGUUCACAUGUCUCGUGCCAGGAAGAGGUUGUUCUUGCCAGAAGAUGCUCCCAAGGAAUCAAUACUUGCACAAGUCAAAGCUGCAUAUGAAUGGGCUCAGGCAGAAUAUGUUAAAGCAGGAAAGAGAUAUGAAGAAGCUCUGAAAAUCAAACCAGACUUCUAUGAAGGCCUUCUUGCACUUGGGCAGCAACAAUUUGAGCAAGCAAAACUUUCUUGGUACUAUGCAAUUGGAAGCAAGGUAGAUUUGGAUACCUGGCCUUCAGCAGAUGUCUUAGAGCUCUUAAACAAUGCUGAAGAUAACUUGGAAAGGGGUGCAGAGAUGUGGGAGGAGAUGGAAGAGCAGCGUCUAAGAGAACUGUCUCAGCCUAGCAAGGAAAAAACCCUGUUGCAAAAGAUGGGUUUGGAUGGAUAUUUCAAAGAGGUCUCCAACGACGAUGCUGCAGAGCAGGCUUCUAACAUGAGGUCUCAGAUAAACAUUUUGUGGGGUGCUAUGCUUUAUGAGCGCUCGAUCGUGGAAUUCAAAUUAGGUUUUCCAAUUUGGGAAGAGUGUCUGAUGGCAGCUGUAGAAAAAUUCAAACUUGCAGGAGCAGCACCAGCAGACAUUGCAGUCAUGAUUAAAAAUCAUUGUGCCAAUGAAACUACCCAAGAAGGGUUGGGCUUCAAGAUUGAUGAGAUAGUUCAGGCAUGGAAUGAGAUGUAUGAUGCUAAAAGAUGGAUGACUGGUGUUUCAUCCUUUAGGCUUGAGCCAUUAUUUCGGCGGAGAGCCCCAAAAUUUCAUCAUGCUCUGGAACAUGUAUGAUUUAUUUAAAGUCUGCAGAGGCAACAGGGGAUCAGAAUCAGUGAGCACUGCGGAGAACAGCCAGGCUGUUUUUGCUGCUCUGUUGUCUGGGGUGCCCUGGUUUUUUAGAUUCUAUGCUGCCUGGGCUGGUAGAUUGGAUUUAUACAUACUCACAGAAAAGAGAGUGUUGAAUUUGUAGCUACCUUACUGUUUGUAGAAAUCAUUCUUCACACUGGGUUCAACUUGAGAAUCCCUCUGCAACAUAUGAUUAUUUUCCUAUAUGCUGGUGAUAUAAAGAAGCUUUUAGUUUCUUUCUUUUGGAUUCUGACCGCAGCUUUCUCAGUUCCUACUUUUCAGAUUCAGAUUUGCAGAAAAUUUGAGGUUUUUUUUUUUCACCCCUUCAUCACUGUAGUGUUGUUUCAGCUCUCAAGAUUUGUACUUCAUAUUUGUUAGCAUGGUGUAAUAUGAUCAUUUAUAACUGUCUUUUAGGUAAAAUAGGACUACACAAUUUCUUGUAAUACGAGAUCUUUGUGUGUGAUGAACAUGGUGGGUAUUUGUUAUAAGAAACAGAUUAAGUUGCAACUCAAACAAUUUAUACUUUGGUUAUAUUGGAAGCCUCUGGUAUUUAUCAUGUGCCUGAGAUCCAAAGAUGUAAAUUAGUAGUUUCCUGGUAAUGAUAAUUUAUACUAUAACUUUCAUUACA